CCGGCACCAUCUUCCCUCGGGGCAUCGCAGCGGGCACGGGUCGCGUCCCACGGUCUCGUGGUCGGGGACUCUGCACCCUCCACCCGCUGCCGUGCUUUCGUGCAGAAGAAAGUCGAGCAUCAGGACCCCGUCUUGAACCUGCCCGAAGAUGAUGAUUGCGAUGGCUGAUGUGUUCGACGACUGCUUCGAAAAAUGGAAAGCAGAGGAGCUGGUCAAGUUCAUGGAGCUGUUCCUGGUCGUCCCGAUGCAGGAGGUAACGACUUCGGACAACACUGAUCGAGAAAUUACUCCUUUGAGCUCUUCCACGCGGUACAAAUUGAUGGAGAGUAGAAACUUUCUUCUAUACUUGGUAGAAAAAACUCGAGAAGAGUAUCCUGAUGAAACAGCUGCUCUCUCAAUGGACGAAAUCCUUCGACUGGGUGCGGUAAAGUAUAUGGAAAAAAAAUCAUCGAAUCGGUAUCACUUCGAUGAUCUGUCUGAAGCCAUGACCUCUGUCAGGACUAUGAGUCGCGCGUUCUUGAAGGCAGCUCAGUGGGCGAGCAAGGUAAUUUUCCAUCUGACGCACGCUUUGGUGUUCGGCAGUAUCAUAUUACUGGCAGCGCUCACGGUGGGGAGUCUGACACUCAGCUUAUGGAUCAUGUCAAUUGGCGGUCAAUUGGUCUUAUCCGUUUCCUUCAUGAUGUACUUGAUGAUUUCGCCUUUCUUCGUAUCGUUCCUUCCGGCCAUCGCAACGCUGGUAGCGCUGCUUGUUCUCGCUGCUUUGAGCAGCGUGAUCUUUGGAUCCGUCUGCUUCGGCCUGUCCUCUCUGCUGUGCUGGAGCCGUGAUUAUAUGCUCGGCCACGACACUCCUGGUGCGAGAAAGUUUGCUGCACUUCUCGGGCGUGCGAGGGCUUUACUCGCAAACGGUCUGCUUCGUCUCAGAGAAUUUGCUCGAAUUGUUGUUGGAUGUUGUCGAUACAUCAAGCAUAUCGUAAGUCUUAUUCCAGUCAGGCUUAUGCUACUAACGAAGAGUAGGAUACCUCUGAUGCCGAUAACGAGAUCUGAGCCAAGCAAGACGCUGUAGGUUGGUUUGUAUGAACUGCAGCUGACUCAAGGAGUUGACCUGCAACGCAAGGAUUUCGGGUUUAGAGUCAGCUCAGUAUGAGAUCUAGGUGCACUUUUAGUAUGUCCACGGGUUAUAUGUAGAGCUUUCAGAAGUCGCCAUACAAGGUUCACAGAAGCUGCGAUGUGCACAUACUUUGCACUAAUAUGAUCGUUCUCCACUGAGUAAGAACUGCCCCCAUGCACUUAACUCUUCAUCGCCAUCGUAAGAACAAAUUAUUUCAAUCUGAUGAAAAAAAACUGUUGUAUCCUACUGGUUCAGC
This is a messenger RNA of Marchantia polymorpha subsp. ruderalis, 1364 nucleotides long. The record is from the annotation of a GenBank genome assembly. Lineage: Eukaryota; Viridiplantae; Streptophyta; Marchantiopsida; Marchantiales; Marchantiaceae.